Messenger RNA from Pezoporus flaviventris, 2257 nucleotides. It is a transcript of the gene SLC23A1, whose product is annotated as solute carrier family 23 member 1. Bases 16 to 1872 code for a protein of 618 amino acids. The record is from RefSeq and is a predicted model, not a curated record. Gene Ontology annotation, molecular function: transmembrane transporter activity. Gene Ontology annotation, cellular component: membrane. The transcript has 15 exons. Gene Ontology annotation, biological process: transmembrane transport. Lineage: Eukaryota; Metazoa; Chordata; Aves; Psittaciformes; Psittacidae.
CCGCAUCACCGGAGGAUGGGGACGCGCUCGGGAGACCUGGCUCAGCCCCAGAAUGGGAGCCUGGCUCCCACCCCCACCGACCCCCCUUGUACCCCUGGGAAGGAGCCGCCUGCAGCAGGCAGGGAGCCCAAGGAGGGUGCCAGGGCCCCCCGGCCGGAGGUGGACAUGCUCUACAAGAUCGAGGAUGUGCCCCCCUGGUACCUCUGCAUCCUGCUCGGCUUCCAGCACUACCUGACCUGCUUCAGCGGCACCAUUGCAGUCCCCUUCCUGCUGGCUGAGAGCCUGUGCGUGGGCAAGGACCAGCUCACCGUCAGCUACCUCAUCGGCACCAUCUUCACCUGCGUUGGCAUCACCACCCUCAUCCAGACCACCGUGGGCAUCAGGCUGCCCCUCUUCCAGGCGAGCGCUCUGGCCUUCCUCGUCCCAGCCAAGUCCAUCCUGGCCCUGGAGAAGUGGCGCUGCCCCCCUGAAGAGCAGAUCUACGGCAACUGGGUGCUGCCGCUCAACACGUCCCACAUCUGGCAGCCCCGCAUGCGAGAGAUCCAGGGAGCCAUCGUCGUGUCCAGCCUGGUGGAGGUGGCCAUCGGGCUGCUGGGGCUGCCCGGGGCGCUGCUCAGCUACAUCGGGCCGCUGACCGUCACUCCCACCGUGUCCCUCAUCGGGCUCUCCGUGUUCCAGGCGGCCGGCGAGCGGGCCGGCUCCCACUGGGGCAUCGCCGCGCUGACCAUCUUCCUGAUCGUCCUGUUCGCGCAGUACCUGCGGCACGUCACCAUCUGCCUGCCCGGCUACCGGCGCGGCAGGGGCUUCGUGCUGCUCCGCAUCCAGAUCUUCAAGAUGUUCCCGAUCAUCAUGGCCAUCAUGGUGGUGUGGCUGCUCUGCUAUGUGCUGACGCGCACCGGCGUCUUCCCCAGCGAGCCCGAGGCGUACGGAUACAAGGCCAGGACGGAUGCAAGGGGGGAGAUCCUGUCCGUGGCACCCUGGUUUCGGGUGCCCUACCCCUGCCAGUGGGGUCUGCCCACGGUGACCUCGGCGGCGGUGCUGGGCAUGUUCAGUGCCACACUGGCGGGCAUCAUCGAGUCCAUUGGGGACUACUACUCCUGUGCCCGGCUGGCAGGAGCCCCCCCGCCCCCCGUGCACGCCAUCAACAGGGGCAUUUUCACUGAAGGCGUCUCCUGCAUCAUCGCGGGGCUGCUGGGCACCGGCAACGGCUCCACCUCCUCCAGCCCCAACAUUGGUGUCCUGGGCAUCACAAAGGUGGGGAGCAGGAGGGUGAUCCAGUACGGGGCUGGGAUCAUGCUCCUGCUGGGCACCAUCGGGAAGUUCACGGCGCUCUUCGCCUCCCUGCCCGACCCCGUCCUCGGGGGGAUGUUCUGCACCUUGUUCGGCAUGAUCACGGCCGUCGGCCUCUCCAACCUGCAGUUCGUCGACAUGAACUCCUCCCGCAACCUCUUCGUGCUGGGCUUCGCCAUGUUCUUUGGGCUGACGCUGCCAAACUACCUGGAUUCCCACCCCAAGGCCAUUAACACAGGUGUCCCCGAGCUGGACCAGAUCCUGACGGUGCUGCUGACGACGGAGAUGUUUGUCGGGGGGCUCAUCGCCUUCGUCCUGGACAACACCAUCCCGGGGACGCAGGAGGAGCGAGGGCUGGUGCAGUGGAAGGCGGGCGCGCACUCGGACAGCACCUCCCGCGCCAGCCUCCGGAGCUACGACUUCCCCUUCGGGAUGGGCGCUGUGCGGCGCAGCCGGUGGCUCCGGCGGGUUCCCAUCUGCCCCCUGUUCACCGGGUUCAAGGCCCGGGCGAGGGGCGGUGGCGUGGAGGCCACAGACGUGCAGGACGCGGCCGAUGGGGUCUCGGUGUGCACCAAGGUGUGAGCGAGGGGAGGGCUCGUGCCCCGGUGCCGCAGAAGCCGAGCCGAGCUCCAUGGGUGCUGUCGGGGCACCAAAGCCGAGGCUUCCGGUGCUCAUCUCCAACGCAGGAUUAGGGAAACUCCAAGCUGCCCUUUGGGGACAGCCCAAGCUCCCGGGUGCCGGCCUGGGGACCACGGCCCCCGGGGUCACCGCUCCACCAAGCUUUGGCUGGUGGAGCUCCUUCAGCCUGAAGCUCGUCAGACACCUCCAGAGCCAUGGACUGUCACGCUGUGGCCUUGGCUUCGGCAGGGCUACCCGGCGUGGGCUCUGUGUGGGGUGCAGCAUCCACACCAGUGUAAGAGGCCGACUUCAAGAUCAUGCAUUGAAAGUAAUAAAAUAAGAUCGAAGC